AUGGACAGGGGCAAAGACGCCUGGCUCUUCUUGGCGGCCUGUUUUAUCAUCGAAGCGUUGAUCUGGGGAUUUAGCUUCGCCUUCGGUAUCUUCCAAGACUACUACAGCACGCACCCGCCCUUUGCAGGAUCCGGGAAUAUCGCUGUCAUCGGCACCUGCGCCAUGGGAGUCACCUAUAUCCUGGAGCCGCUGACCUUCGGCAUCCUGCUCACAUACCCCCGUCUGCGUCGACUAGCCAGCCCCGUCGGCUUCGUGAUCAUGUGUCUAGCACUAUCAUUGAGCUCGUUCUCUACGACAACCACGCACUUGAUCCUCUCGCAGGGCAUCUUCUACGGCCUCGGCGCUAACAUCGCCUACACGCCCACCAUCAUCUUCAUGGACGAGUGGUUCGCGCGAAGGAAGGGCCUCGCAUUCGGUAUCAUGUGGGCCGGAACCGGCCUCUCCGGCGUCAUCCUCCCCAUCGUCUUCCAAUGGCUCCUCAACAGCUACGGCUACCAAACGACCCUCCGCAUCUGGGCCCUCACGCUCUUCAUCCUCGGCGCACCCCUCCUCUACUUCAUCAAGCCCCGAAUCCCCAUCUCCUCCAGCCUGCGCCCGCGUCCCCUAAACUGGUCCUUCCUCAAGGAACGCUCCUUCGCCAUCUACCAACUUGGCAACACCCUCGAAGCCCUGGGCUACUUCCUCCCCACCAUCUAUCUCCCCUCGUACGCGCGCACUCUCGGUGCCUCGUCCCUCUACGCCUCCCUAACCGCCAUCCUCUUCAACGUGGGUACGGUCAUUGGGUGUGUGGCCAUGGGCUCCCUGGUCGACCGCUAUCACGCGACUACCUGUAUCCUGAUCUCAACGGUGGGUAGCACCCUCGCCGUCUUCGUCCUCUGGGGCGUAUCGAUGACCCUCCCACCGCUUUAUGUGUUCUGCAUCGCCUACGGGCUGUUCGCCGGGUCGUUUACGUCUACCUGGCCGGCUGUGUGGAUGGCGGUGAGGCGCCAUAAUGCGUUUGCGGACGCGGGGCUGGUGUUUGGGUUCUUGUGUGCUGGGAGGGGCGUGGGUAAUGUGCUUAGUGGGCCGUUGAGUGAGGCGUUGAUGAAGGUCGAUUGGAGGGGGGUUGGAGGGGCUUAUGCCGGGUCGUAUGGUUGUUUGGUGGUUUUUACGGGUGUGUCGGCGCUGUUGGGCGGUGUUAGUGUGUUGGGGAGGCCGUUGAAGUGGGUUUGA
Messenger RNA from Aspergillus steynii IBT 23096, 1212 nucleotides. Its product is annotated as putative MFS monocarboxylate transporter. The transcript is spliced from 3 exons. Gene Ontology annotation, biological process: transmembrane transport. Gene Ontology annotation, molecular function: transmembrane transporter activity. The coding region runs from base 1 to 1212 and encodes 403 amino acids. Lineage: Eukaryota; Fungi; Ascomycota; Eurotiomycetes; Eurotiales; Aspergillaceae. Gene Ontology annotation, cellular component: fungal-type vacuole membrane. The record is from RefSeq and is a predicted model, not a curated record.